AAAUAGAAAAAUAACACCAGAGCACUGACAUCUCGCUUUCUUCUUGAAUUUGUUUUAUCUUUAGAGAUUUGUUUUUGAGUUGAGAAAAUAUGAUUCAAUCGUUUUUGGUGACGAUGAACUUCGUCGUGACCUUUGCAUUGUUGUAUCUAAUCAUGGUGAUGCCAUGGCACGUUAACUCACAAGAAGAGCAGAGGCUUCUAGUGAACAUGACGCUUGUUACGAAUGCACGUGAUAUUGAUGCUCUUUGUUUGGAUGGAAGUUUACCGGCUUAUCAUUUGCACAGAGGUUAUGGAGCAGGGGAGAAUAACUGGCUUCUACAGUAUGAGGGUGGUGGAUGGUGCAAUGACUUGCAAUCAUGCUUGGAGAGAGCACCAACUUACAGGGGUUCAACAAAGCACAUGAACAUGUCUGAGGUUUUCUCGGGUAUUCUAAGCAACAAUGCCACCCUUAAUCCCGGUAAGCCAAGCGUGUCAAAUAAUGAAUUUCCAAAAUAACUAGCUUUUAUUUUCCUUCAGAUUCCCUUUCACGUGCUCUUGUUAUUUCCAUGUAGCUACCUCUUGAUUUUAUACCUUAUUUAUGAUUUUCACUUAGCUUUUAUCGCGCUCUAUUAUGUAUAAAACCUUCCAAUCAUGUAUCUGAAGUGUGUUUUGAUUCUCCAUUUCACAUGCGACAGUGUGAUAUCUAAUUUGAGACAAAAGAUGUAAUAUUGUUCUCUACUUCACUAGUUCAUUUUCACACUUUUUUGUUAUUGUUCUUGAAAUGUUGAAGAUUAAUUAGUGCAUAUUGCAUAACUUAACUACUUUUCUAUUUUGGUAUCUUUUCAAAUAUUGGUUAGAUUAGUUUUCAUAUUUAUAAAGUAGUUUGUUAGAGUUAGUUAACCAAAUUGAAGUUAGUUAUAUUAGUUGAUAGCUUCUUUUCAUGUUUUAUACACAUUGAUCUUGUGUCAUUAGGCAUUUAAGCACAACAAUGAGAAUGCAUGCUUCAAUCAAUCAUUUUUCUUCUUCUUCUUCCUUGAGUUUUUAAAGUUUCAAGCUUCCUUUCACGGAGUUUUAACUUCUUAACAUGGUAUCACAUGCCUUCAUCGAUCUAACUUCACUUUUCCAUCUCUGAUUCAUUCUUUUCUUUCAUCUUCUACCAUGCCACCUCGUCUUGCUCCAUUGGAUCCACACACGGAUCAAAGUAGUCCUAUUAUGUUCAUCAUAGUGAUGGACCUUCUUCAGUAAAAGUAACACCCGUUCUUGAAUGUUUUAAUUACCAUUCAUGGGAAGGAUCUAUGCAUAGAGAGCUCUUUGUGGUAAAAUGAAGCUCAAUUUUGUAGACGGAUCCAUGCCAAUUCUGAUUGAUGAUCUUGAUCCCUCCUUCCACUUGUGGAACAGAUGCAACAUGUUUGUUUAUUCUUGGUUACUUAAUUUUGUUUCUGAAUCAAUUGCAUAAUAUGUUGUUUUCAUGGAAAGUGUCAUUGAUGUUUGGAAUGAAUCAAUUUCACAAUAUAUUGUUUUCAGAAUUGCAACUAAAGAUUUAGGUUUUAAAGCAAGAUUCCAAAAUAAUCACUAAACUUUACUCCACAAGGAAAGUUCUUUGGGAAGAAUUAUAAAUCUAUAUGCCAAUUCCUAAUUUCACAUGCAGGAUCAAUUGUUCAUCUGAAGCUAUGAGACAAGCAAGAAAGAAUCAUCACUUGCUCCAUGCUAUUCAGUUUUUGACUGGCCUAAAUGACAAUUUUGUUCUAGUUAUAUCACAAACUUUUCUCAUGGAUCCCUUACCUGACAUGAACAAAAUAGAAAUAUGGUUUUUCAAC
This is a messenger RNA of Lathyrus oleraceus (garden pea), 1795 nucleotides long. Its product is annotated as pectin acetylesterase 9. The transcript has 3 exons. Bases 90 to 494 code for a protein of 134 amino acids. The record is from RefSeq and is a predicted model, not a curated record. Lineage: Eukaryota; Viridiplantae; Streptophyta; Magnoliopsida; Fabales; Fabaceae. Gene Ontology annotation, molecular function: hydrolase activity.